CUAACAUCCGACAAGACAAGCCAAGAAAUCAAGAAACAUCUUGUAAUCAUCAGAGAUGGGUUCGAACGAGACUCGGGGACAUCCGAUCAUAAAUUUCUCGGACAAGAACAUGAAACCGGGAACUGAGAUUUGGAGGUGGACGAGGGAGAGAGUCCGAGACGCCAUGGAACGGCACGGCUGGUUUGUGGCCGAUUGGGACAACUUCCCGGUGGAUCUCCACCGUGGGAUCAUAUCGGCCGCCGAAGAACUCCUCGCUCUCCCUUCCGAAGUCAAAAUCCAAAACGGCAAUCACAAGGCCCGUCAUGGCUACGUCACCAUGCUCGCCGACGACCAGCCUGUCCACGAGGGCCUUGGGAUCGAUCUCGUCACGGACUUCGAACAAUGCCGCAAGUUUGCAGGUCUCAUGUGGCCCGAUCAUGGAAACGACCGUUUCUGUGAGACGGUCCAUGCAUACGCGAGAAUGCAAGCAGAAUUGGAGCAAAUGGUGGUAAGGAUGUUGUUCGAGAGCUAUGGACUUGACAGGUAUUCGGACAAA
Molecule: messenger RNA, 535 nt
Organism: Tarenaya hassleriana
Lineage: Eukaryota; Viridiplantae; Streptophyta; Magnoliopsida; Brassicales; Cleomaceae
Product: probable 2-oxoglutarate-dependent dioxygenase AOP1.2
Exons: 3
Source: RefSeq, a predicted model, not a curated record